Orbilia oligospora ATCC 24927 is the source of this 1020-nucleotide messenger RNA. RefSeq lists its product as uncharacterized. The record is from RefSeq and is a predicted model, not a curated record. The transcript is spliced from 2 exons. Lineage: Eukaryota; Fungi; Ascomycota; Orbiliomycetes; Orbiliales; Orbiliaceae. Bases 1 to 1020 code for a protein of 339 amino acids. Gene Ontology annotation, molecular function: hydrolase activity.
AUGGCGGGGCUCGACGCUAUAAUAUAUCGAAAGCAGCCUUCGAGGCUAGACAGAAUCCUCGCCCAACCUCACAGAUAUAUAGCACAAACCCUCUACAGACUGCAGCCAGCUGUAGCCCUUCCAAAUCCAGACAGAUUUAGGAGUUCCUCUAGUUCAAACGAGCUCAAAGUGGUUUGCAUAUCAGACACACAUAAUAAUCAAUUCCAGGACAUACCAAACAGUGAUAUCCUGGUCCAUGCCGGCGACAUCACAGAGAAUGGUACUAUCGAAGAGCUCCAGAAAUCUAUUGACUGGCUCGACAGUCUUCCUCACAAAUAUAAGGUCGUCAUCGCGGGUAACCAUGACCGUUGUCUUGAUCCGAAUCACAAAUCUUCAUUGAAUGGCGCCGUAAACUGGAAAGGUUUACUCUACCUUCAAGAUUCCAGCAUCGUCUUGAAUAUCCCAGGAAAAUCUAGAGCAGUCAAGAUAUACGGCAAUCCAUCGUCACCAAAGCAUGGCACAUCGACAUUCCAGUACCCUCGAUCCGAAGAUUUCUGGAAAAACAAGGUCCCGGAAGAUGUUGAUAUCUUGAUUACGCAUGCACCUCCACGAUAUCAUUUAGAUAGUAAUGCAGGAUGCGCCUCCCUCAUUCAAGAAAUUUGGAGGGUUCGUCCAAAAUUACAUAUUUUUGGGCACAUACACUCUGGUCGUGGAACUGAGGUUUUAGCAUACGACCAGUUUCAAAGGUGUUACGAGAAACUGUCUGAGAAAGAGGAUGUGGUAGUGAAUAUCAUGUUGAUGUUUUGGUAUCUAGCUAUAAAGUUCCUUUCCUCAAUGUGUCGGAUUAUUCCAAAGAAUGGGAAAACACUUCUUGUUAAUGCGACGAUGGUAAAAGGGCGAGAUGAAAGUAUCCUGAUAACUAGAGUGGACCUAACCCCCAUAACCCGGUUCCACCAAUUGGCUCAGAUCGGUUUAGUCGUCGGCGGUAUCGCUGAAGACUGCAUUGUCGGAAUCUUCAUCCGACACUUCAUCCUUGGCUAG